This is a messenger RNA of Carya illinoinensis, 1171 nucleotides long. Its product is annotated as protein FAR1-RELATED SEQUENCE 9-like. NCBI's taxonomy places the organism in Eukaryota, Viridiplantae, Streptophyta, Magnoliopsida, Fagales, Juglandaceae. The transcript has 5 exons. Bases 1 to 1146 code for a protein of 381 amino acids. The record is from RefSeq and is a predicted model, not a curated record. Gene Ontology annotation, molecular function: zinc ion binding.
AUGAGUACAACGCAGCGGAGCGAGAGCAUGAAUGCUUUUUUUUAUGGUUAUGUUCAUGCGAAAACAAACUUGAAAGAGUAUGUCGACCAAUUUGACAACGCUUUGAAGAAGAAAAUUGAGAAUGAAAAUAACGCUGACUUUCACUCAUUUAGCGUCACAAUUCCCUGCAUAUCUAGAUCUCCGAUCGAGAAGAAGUUUCAAGAAUUAUAUACGAAUGCAAAAUUCAGGGAAGUUCAGCGAGAACUGCAAUGUCUUAUAGAUUUGGCCCCAGAGUUGCUUAAGAGAGAUGGUGGUGUAAAGACAUAUCAUGUAGAGGAUGAAGUUCAUGUGGAAGACUUCACUAAGCUAGUUACAUAUUCAGUGGACUUUAGUGAGGUGGAUACAAUUGCAAAGUGUUCGUGUGGGCUAUUUCAGAUGAGGGGCAUAGUGUGCAGGCAUAUUUUGGUUGUGUUUAAGUCUAAUGGUAUAAAAGAUUUGCCAAAUCAGUACAUUUUGGACAGAUGGAGGAAGGACAUCAAGAGGAGGUACACGUUAAUUGCUGGCAGCUAUGACGCAGGGGCUCAGCGAGCAGAUGCUAACAGAUAUUCUACUCUGUUGAAUAUCUGUUAUAAGAUGAUUACUUAUGCUGCGGGUUCAAAAAAACAUACCGAGGAUGCAACACAGAAGUUGUAUUCAAUGAUUGAGUUAUAUAGUGAGAACCAAGAACCUCCAUCAAGAACAUGCACGGGUUCCAAUGUUAUUCCUUCGAUACCGGAGACAGCUGCAUGUGCGGGUUCACAGAAAGUACUCAGUCCGCUAGUAGUAAGAGGAAAAGGCAGACCACCAUCUCUGAGGAGAGCAUCGAUAAUGGAAAAAGAGAUGCGGAAAGUUAAAGCGAAGGCGAAGAAUGCAACAGUCAAGGGAAAAUGGAAACAGAGGGAUGGAGGAGAUACAGCAUUGCCAGAUACGCGUCGGAAUUUAUUUGGCCCAUCUGAAAAAGAUAUGUGUGAAGUUGGAUUGUCGCAGCUUGUUGAAGACAGCUUAAUAAUUGAAAAAUCUCGAAUGGAGCGCCAAGAAUCAAUGAUCGCCAGUCAAGAAAUAAUGUUAUUUGGGAUGGAUGGAUCACAACCAAUUGAUGGAUCACAACCCGUAGAUGGUACUCAUUAAUGAAUAUAAUCCGAAUGUCUCCUAG